CCAAAACACGCUCUUUAGCCGUCGAUCAUUGCGACUACAUUCCUCCCUCCUCGACUGCCCUUCGCAUCCACCUUCCAACUCGCCAGAUCAGACUUAGUCGCAUCCGCCAUGGAGACCUGGUCUCCUACUUCUUGGACCUCCAAGCCCGUCAAGCAAUGCGUCACCUACGAUGAUUCAGACGCCGCGGAGCUGGCCUACGAAAAGUUGCGCAAGCUUCCUCCUUUGGUGACACCGCAAGAGGUCUCGGAUCUCAAGAAGAGCUUGCGAAAUGUCGCGCUUGGGAAAGCGUUCGUGCUUCAGGGGGGUGAUUGCGCGGAGCUGUUCGACUACUGUAACCAGGAGAUGAUCGAAGCCAAAGUGAAGCUGCUCUUGCAGAUGAGUCUGGUGUUAAUUUGGGGAGCAAACAAACCGGUGGUGCGUAUUGCUCGAAUUGCAGGGCAGUUUGCAAAGCCCCGCUCCAGCCCCACCGAAACCAUCAAUGGGGUCGAGCUGCCCUCUUUCCGGGGCGACAACAUCAACGGCUUCGACGCGACGCCAGAGUCUCGCAAACCCGACCCUUCGCGCCUGGUCUCGGCGUACUUCCACUCGGCUGCGACGCUGAACUACCUGCGCGCCUCGCUCUCCUCCGGUCUCGCCGACCUGCAUUCCCCGCUCGACUGGGGGUUGGGCCAUGUCAUCACCCCGUCGAUCAAGGAAAAGUACGAACGUAUUGUAUCUCGGGUCAAAGACGCCUUGCGCUUCAUGCAAACCGUCGGCAUCGACACGGAUCGCGGCGUCGAGACGGUAGAUGUCUACACCAGCCACGAGGGCUUGCUUCUGGAAUACGAGACCAGCCUCACCCGCCUCCUCCGCAACCCCUUACCCCCGACCCCUCCGCCAACCUUUUCCUUGUUCUCCCCUCCUCCCCCUUCGCAGCCCUCCACAUAUGCAGAAGACCCAACAGCAGCAGCAGCAGCAGUCGCAGCCCCAGCUCCAACGACAGUACCAAGCACCACGGCACAAACCCCGCUCCUCCCCUCCAAAUCCUUCUACGCGACAUCCGCCCACUUCCUCUGGAUCGGCGACCGCACGCGCCAACUCGACGGGGCGCAUGUCGAGUUCUUCCGCGGCCUCGCCAACCCGAUCGGCAUCAAGAUCGGGCCCAGCAUGACCCCCGAGGAACUCACGCAGCUGCUGGAUGUGGUGAACCCCACGCGCGAGAUCGGCAAAGUCACGCUCAUCUCGCGCUACGGCGCCGCCAAGAUCGCCGCCCACCUGCCCGCCCACAUCGCCGCCGUCCAGCGCGCCGGCCACUGCCCCGUCUGGCAGUGCGACCCCAUGCACGGCAACACCCAGAGCACCCCGACCGGCGUCAAGACCCGCCACUUCAGCGAUAUCCUCUCCGAGCUGCGCCAGGCCCUCGAGAUCCACCGCGCGCACGGCUCCUUUCUGGGCGGCAUGCACCUCGAGCUCACCGGCGAGGCCGUCACCGAGUGCGUCGGCGGCGCCGCCGGUCUGACCGAGGAAGGUCUCGGCGAGCGCUACACUACCUUCUGUGACCCCCGGCUGAACGAGAAGCAGGCCCUCGAGUUGGCGUUUUUGGUCGCCGGGUUCUACCGCGAGAUGGACGAGUCCGAGCAGCGCGGGAGGUUGAAUGCCAUCUAGCCGGCAUUCUUCCUCGCAUAAGUAAGUGAAGAAGCAAGUGCGGGAGCAAAAGGAUACCAAUGGAGAGCAAGUCAAGCAAAAUAAAGCAAAGGAAAAUGAAAGAAGCAAAAGAA
Messenger RNA from Aspergillus saccharolyticus JOP 1030-1, 1757 nucleotides. Its product is annotated as 3-deoxy-7-phosphoheptulonate synthase class II. The record is from RefSeq and is a predicted model, not a curated record. Lineage: Eukaryota; Fungi; Ascomycota; Eurotiomycetes; Eurotiales; Aspergillaceae. The transcript is spliced from 6 exons. The coding region runs from base 109 to 1644 and encodes 511 amino acids. Gene Ontology annotation, molecular function: 3-deoxy-7-phosphoheptulonate synthase activity. Gene Ontology annotation, biological process: aromatic amino acid biosynthetic process.